Messenger RNA from Megalops cyprinoides (Indo-Pacific tarpon), 2191 nucleotides. It is a transcript of the gene tcf7l2, whose product is annotated as transcription factor 7 like 2. Gene Ontology annotation, biological process: canonical Wnt signaling pathway; regulation of transcription by RNA polymerase II. Gene Ontology annotation, molecular function: DNA-binding transcription factor activity, RNA polymerase II-specific; RNA polymerase II cis-regulatory region sequence-specific DNA binding. The record is from RefSeq and is a predicted model, not a curated record. Gene Ontology annotation, cellular component: beta-catenin-TCF complex; catenin-TCF7L2 complex. Bases 288 to 2153 code for a protein of 621 amino acids. Lineage: Eukaryota; Metazoa; Chordata; Actinopteri; Elopiformes; Megalopidae. The transcript has 15 exons.
GUCAAUAAUCCCGAAUCCAGACUCUAUUUCCAUCCCUCUCUAUCUGUCAAUCAGCGCCGCCUUUGAACUGAAAACCACUCCGACCAACUUCAACUCACUCAAUCCGAGCGGCUCGGCUCCAUCUCCGGCUCCUUUUUCUGCCAAGAUUCCCACUCUUUUUAGUUUGUACAAACCGCCAGUCCUUGGAAAACGCUAAUACAGACCCUAAACUUUAGCUCGGAUCCGGGAUCACAAAGAUCAAGGGUUUAAAAACUUUGUGUUUUUGCCCCCCAAAAUUGCUCGGGAAAAUGCCGCAGCUGAACGGCGGUGGAGGGGACGAUCUGGGUGCGAACGAUGAAAUGAUCUCCUUCAAAGACGAAGGGGAACAGGAGGAGAAAAUUUCGGAGAACUCCUCGGCAGAAAGGGAUUUAGCAGAUGUCAAAUCUUCGCUUGUAAACGAAUCAGAAACGAAUCAAAACAGCUCGUCGGAUUCAGAGGCGGAAAGACGGCCUCCGCCUAGAUCUGAAACUUUCAGAGACAAAACCAGAGAAAGUUUAGAGGAGGCUGCGAAAAGGCAAGAUGGAGGUUUGUUCAAGAGCCCUCCGUACCCGGGUUAUCCAUUUAUAAUGAUCCCCGAUCUUACAAGUCCCUACCUUCCAAACGGAUCGCUUUCUCCAACAGCACGCACAUACCUGCAGAUGAAAUGGCCCUUACUAGAUGUUCAGACAGGAAGCCUUCAGAGCAGACAGGCCCUAAAAGAUGCCAGGUCUCCGUCUCCAGCACACAUCGUUGCCCCGCUCUGUUUGGAGUUCCCUGGACAGGCAGAUCUGAACCUUCACCAAUUUCAGUUGUCUAAUAAAGUCCCUGUGGUCCAGCACCCGCACCAUGUGCACCCUCUCACCCCCCUGAUCACCUACAGCAAUGAGCAUUUCACCCCUGGAAACCCCCCGCCGCACCUACAGACCGACGUGGACCCCAAGACAGGAAUCCCGAGACCUCCACAUCCUCCUGAUAUAUCUCCAUACUACCCCCUGUCGCCCGGAACCGUCGGCCAAAUCCCCCAUCCGCUAGGAUGGUUAGUACCACAGCAAGGUCAACCCGUCUACCCAAUCACAACGGGAGGAUUUAGACACCCCUACCCCACUGCCCUCACCGUUAACGCAUCCAUGUCAAGUUUUCUCGCCUCCAGGUUCCCCCCGCACAUGGUGCCCCCCCACCACAGUUUGCACACCACGGGAAUCCCCCACCCAGCCAUCGUCACCCCCAACGUCAAGCAGGAGUCCUCUCACAGUGACAUCGGCUCCCUCAACAGCUCGAAGCACCAGGACCAGAAGAAGGAGGAUGAAAAGAAGAAGCAGCCGCACAUAAAGAAGCCGCUCAACGCCUUCAUGCUCUACAUGAAGGAGAUGCGGGCAAAAGUCGUGGCAGAGUGCACACUCAAGGAGAGCGCAGCUAUCAAUCAAAUUCUGGGCCGGAGGUGGCAUGCACUAUCUAGAGAAGAGCAGGCAAAGUACUACGAGCUGGCCAGGAAAGAGCGACAACUGCACAUGCAGCUGUAUCCAGGCUGGUCAGCGCGAGACAACUAUUCGGGUACAAAACAGGGAAAGAAGAAGAAGCGAAAAAGGGAAAAGCAGCCAGGAGAUGGCGCAGAACACAGAGAGUAUUUUCCAAACCCUUGCCUUUCCCUCCCUCCGAUUACAGAUCUGAGCGCUCCUAAGAAGUGCCGAGCGCGCUUUGGCCUUGAUCAGCAGAAUAACUGGUGUGGUCCGUGCAGGAGAAAAAAAAAGUGUAUCCGCUACAUUCAAGGUGAGGGAAGCUGUGCCAGCCCUCCUUCUUCGGACGGAAGCUUGUUAGACUCCCCCCCCUCCUCCCCCUCUCUGAUCACCUCCCCCUCGAAAGACUCCAAAGCUCAGACUGAUCAGAUUCAGCCUCUCUCACUGACGAUGAAACCCGCGCCCCUCCCCUCCCACCUGUCCAUGCCCACAUCUUUAGUUCUGCUGGAAACGGCGGCGGCCGCGAGCAAGCCGGGCGCUGCCAACGGGCCGCUGGACCACCCCGACACCUCCCCCCGACAGGCGGGGUCCUCCGCACUCAGCAGGCCCUCCCCCAACCUGUGUCACCCCCACUCUCUGCUCCCACAGCCCCUCUCGCUCGUAACCAAGUCUAUAGAAUAGCUCGCCUCUCCAGCUCCGCUAGGCUCUGCUGUCUUUUA